Messenger RNA from Priapulus caudatus, 3502 nucleotides. Its product is annotated as endothelial zinc finger protein induced by tumor necrosis factor alpha-like. The transcript is spliced from 3 exons. Gene Ontology annotation, molecular function: DNA-binding transcription factor activity, RNA polymerase II-specific; RNA polymerase II cis-regulatory region sequence-specific DNA binding. Lineage: Eukaryota; Metazoa; Priapulida; Priapulimorpha; Priapulimorphida; Priapulidae. The record is from RefSeq and is a predicted model, not a curated record. Gene Ontology annotation, biological process: regulation of DNA-templated transcription. The coding region runs from base 27 to 2375 and encodes 782 amino acids.
CUCCAAAGACUCAGCUGUCGGCCGUGAUGGCGAUGAUUCACGGGAAGUUGUCAGCGAAGGAGCGAAAGACCUCUUCCACUGCAAAGCAGCGAAAGCCUCGCGCAACCCAGCCAAGACCCACUGUGAAGCGAUCGGCCCGUAGAGCAGCAGCAGCAUCAGCAGCGGGAUCUGUACCAGCACCGGCAGCAGCUGAUUCUGAGAGUUCUAUGCUGCCCGACACCGGCGCCACCACGCGGCAGAUGACACGCGCUACCACCAACCAGCUCUUGAACGGAGACUCGACGAACAAUACCGAGGCGUUUAUCGCUCCGGGCGUCGAAGCUCCUGCGAGCGACGACGCAGCAGGGAGGCCGAUGCGGCGAAACAAGCGAGCAUGCGCGGCAGCAGCGCCGGGGACGGACGGAGGCGGGACGAAGGAGCCGCGCUACAAGUGCGUCGCGUGCCCGGCGGCGUUCGAGCUCAAGCGCCAACUGAAGGGUCACAUGGACGCGAAGCAUCGCGGAGAGAAACCCUACCACUGCCGCGUGUGCGACAUGCCGUUCUCGAAGCAGAAGACGAUGCGGGCGCACCUUGCUACGCACACAGGCUCGCGCGCGCACCGCUGCCCGACCUGCUCGGCGACCUUCCUGCGACGCGGCAACCUCAAGGAGCACCUGCGCACGCACACACGUGACCGUCCGCACGUGUGCCGCGUGUGUGACUACGCGUUCGCCCGCAAGUACAACAUGCGGCAGCACAUGCGCACGCACAGCCCGACGCCGCUCGCGCGCCCCUACAAGUGCGAUGCCUGCGACGCCACCUUUGCGCAGAAGUACCGCCUGCAGACACACUGGCGUACGCACUCGGGCGAGAAACCGUACGCGUGCGGUGACUGCUUGGCAUCGUUCUCCCAGAAGGGUGACCUGAAGCGACACCGACUGAUCCAUACAGGGGAGAAGCCGUUUGCGUGCGAGGUGUGCGGGCUGUCCUUCCCGCGCAGCUACACGCUCGUGCAGCACAUGCGCACGCACACGGGAGAGAAGCCGUACAAGUGCAGCGAGUGCGCGGCGGCGUUCACGCAGACCUACCACCUGAAGACGCACAUGUACAAGCACACGGGCGAAAAGCCCUAUCGCUGUGAGGAGUGCUUCGCCUCGUUCAGCUACUCGUCCUACCUGAAGAUCCACAUGCGCAUUCACACUGGGGAGAAACCGUGCGUGUGCGAGGUGUGCGCGGCGGCGUACGCCGACCCCAGCACACUGCGCAAGCACAUGCACACGCACCUCGGCGAAAAGCCGUACAAGUGCGAUCGCUGCGCGGCUGCGUUCUCCCGCAAGGGCGACCUCAGCAAGCACGCGGUGGUGCACGCCGUGGAGCUGACCUACCGCUGCGCUGCCUGCCCCGCAUGCUUCUCCUCGCGAGAGCAGCUCGCCGCUCACACGCGUGCGCACAAGACUCGCCCGCCGGCGCCCCCUCCUCCUCCCUUGCCGGCGGCACCCCCACCGGCUCCCCUUCCCCCGGCGAUGGCGCGCGGGGACAAGCCGUACGCUCACAAGUGUGGCGCGUGUCCCGCGGCGUUCACCGAGCGAGACCACCUCGCUCAGCACCUCCGCACGCAUGCCGAGGACCGCUACCGCUACCGGUGCCGCGCGUGCCCUGCAGCAUUCGCCGCGCAGGACUACCUCGCCGCCCACCUGCGAGCGCAGCAUCCCGUCGCCGAGAAACCCUACAAGUGUCACCUGUGCGCGGCGGCGUACGUUGAGCGAGACCACUUGGCGCAGCACCUGCGCGUUCACGGAGCCGCGGCGGCAGCAACGGACAAGCAGUACACGUGUGCGCUGUGCCACGCGGCGCUGCCGGACCAGGCUCAGCUGUCGCAGCACAUGCACGCACACGCGGCGAUGGAGAAGGCUGCGUCGCAUCGCUGCCACCUGUGCGCAGCGGCGUUCGGCGAGCAGGAGCAUCUGAACCACCACCUGCGCUCGCACGCCGCGAUGGAGAACACAUACAUGUGCCAGGUGUGCCACGCCUCGUUCCCGGAGCCCGGCUACCUGAACCUGCACAAGUGCGGCAACAACGCCCACGUGGACCACCAGAUGGCACAGCCAAUGCUGCCGCACGCGCACGCGCACGUGGUCGAGCAGCCACACCCGAUGGACAAGCAGCCCUACCGACCGACCUUCAUAACCCCGCAGGUGUUCCGUGGCGACAUAUUCUCGCAGGCGACGACGCCGCACAUGGGUCACGGCCCGCCGGCGCCCUCUGCCACGCACCACGUCGACAAAGCGGCGUCGGCGUACGUCGGCGCGGUUGCGGCAGGCUGCGAGAUGGUGCUGCCCCCGCACAGCCAGGAGUCGCCGCACCCGGGCAGCUACAGGCGCGACUACGCCGUGUGAUCGCAGUGGUGGCGGCGCCCCCUGGCGGCGAGAAGUGGGACUGUGCGUGGACGGUGUCUACUCCAUGUGAUUCCAACGGCUCCCCUAUCAUCCAGGAGUGCAACUACAGUUGUGACUAUGCCUUGUAAGGUGGCACCCUCUAGCAGCCAGAUAUGCAGUUACAGAUGAGAUAUCUUUCAGAGUCAUCGUGGCAGCCUCUGUCCGCAAGGAGUGUUGCUACACUGUGUGAUGGUGCUGACCCCUGGCAGCUGGAAGUAGAUGACGGAAUGCGCAGGACACAUUCCGACGAACGAAAUUGCACAAAUUUACUUUUGUGUAUUGUUUUGAUGUUUAGGGGACUCUCAAGCCUAACACUGCAGAAAAAUCACAAGGUGAUUAUUGUUUUUCGUAAUGUGAUGAUUAAGGUGAAGGCUGAUUUCGUUUGCUCCCACAUAGCUGCCAAGUUCGUGCCAUUUCUAGACGUUUACAGCGUUGUACGUCUUAUUGUUAAAGUUAUUGUUGUUGAAUCAAAAGAGAACAAAUCUUCCACGAGUUGUCGGUGAAUGAGCCAAUGAGACGUGCAUAAAAGGCUUGUCUCAAUUCUCGUUAUGUUCGAGACAUACUCCUGCACGUUUACUCUAUCAGUGAGUUGCUAUCUGAUGAGCAUGCAUUAAUUUGGAUAUGUACAAUAGGUUGUAUAUAGAUUGAUGGGAGGUUUUUAGUCGCUCUAUUUUUGUAUCCGUUUAUCUUGUACACGUAUGUCUAGGCCGAUUUAAACUAGUUCACAGUAUGUAUAUAAAUAUAUAUAUAUUUGAAUAUAUAAAUGAAGCAAAUAGAUGUCUUUUAGUAGUAGAUCUAAUGACAAGCAAAUGAUAGUGAUUAUGCAUACAUACGUACAUAGGUAACUAAUUGGUGUAACAUCUAUUGUAUAGGUGGGUUUUUAUUUUUUUAACUGCAAAUCCACAACGCACUCGCACACAGUGUGAACCUUUGUAAAUAGUUGUAUAUAUAAUAUAUAAAUAAUAUAUAUAUGAAGAGAGAACGCAUCCCUAGUGUAGUACACAUCUUGGGAAAACGCGAUUGUGCCACCACGUAUACUUUUUAAUUACGAAAUAAAGUUGUCAUCGAAUCUGAGAUGAAAUCUAUAU